Molecule: messenger RNA, 4016 nt
Organism: Tachyglossus aculeatus (Australian echidna)
Lineage: Eukaryota; Metazoa; Chordata; Mammalia; Monotremata; Tachyglossidae
Gene: KPNB1
Product: karyopherin subunit beta 1
Exons: 22
Coding region: 145-2775 (876 amino acids)
Biological process (GO): protein import into nucleus
Cellular component (GO): cytoplasm; nucleus
Molecular function (GO): nuclear import signal receptor activity; small GTPase binding
Source: RefSeq, a predicted model, not a curated record
GCCGGCGCGGUUGGGGCCCUUCCCGUCCCGGCCGCCUCAGAGGCACGCCUCAGUCCUUCUCCCUCCGCCGCGCCGGUCCCCCCCCGCGGAGCAGGAAGAAGAGGGAACCGGUGAAUGGGCUUGUGGUGACCCAACGCCGCCGCCAUGGAGCUGAUCACCAUCCUGGAGAAGACCGUCUCGCCCGAUCGCAAUGAGCUGGAGGCGGCGCAGAAGUUCCUGGAGCGGGCGGCCGUGGAGAACCUGCCCACUUUCCUGGUGGAACUGUCCAGAGUGCUGGCAAACCCCGGGAACAGCCAGGUGGCCAGAGUCGCAGCUGGCCUACAGAUCAAGAACUCUUUGACGUCAAAGGACCCGGACAUCAAGGCCCAGUACCAACAGAGGUGGCUCGCCAUCGACGCGAACGCCCGCAGGGAGGUCAAAAACUACGUUUUGCAGACUCUAGGGACAGAAACCUACCGGCCAAGUUCCGCCUCCCAGUGCGUGGCCGGGAUCGCCUGUGCAGAGAUUCCAGUGAACCAAUGGCCCGAACUCAUCCCCCAACUGGUGGCCAACGUCACCAACCCCAACAGCACAGAGCACAUGAAAGAGUCGACGUUGGAAGCAAUCGGUUACAUCUGCCAGGACAUCGAUCCUGAGCAGCUGCAGGACAAAUCCAAUGAGAUCCUGACUGCCAUAAUCCAGGGGAUGAGGAAAGAAGAGCCCAGUAACAAUGUGAAGCUAGCAGCCACCAAUGCACUCCUGAACUCAUUGGAGUUCACCAAAGCAAACUUCGACAAAGAGUCCGAGAGGCACUUUAUUAUGCAGGUAGUCUGCGAAGCGACCCAGUGUCCUGACACAAGGGUCCGAGUGGCUGCGCUACAGAAUCUGGUGAAGAUAAUGUCCCUGUAUUAUCAGUACAUGGAGACGUACAUGGGCCCUGCUCUCUUCGCUAUUACAAUUGAAGCGAUGAAAAGCGACAUCGACGAAGUGGCCCUGCAGGGAAUAGAGUUCUGGUCGAACGUGUGCGACGAGGAAAUGGAUCUGGCCAUCGAGGCGUCCGAGGCAGCAGAACAAGGCCGGCCUCCUGAACACACCAGCAAGUUUUAUGCCAAGGGAGCUCUCCAGUACCUGGUCCCCAUCCUCACGCAGACGCUAAGCAAACAGGACGAGAAUGACGACGACGACGACUGGAACCCCUGCAAAGCGGCGGGCGUGUGCCUCAUGCUGCUGGCCACCUGCUGCGAGGACGACAUCGUCCCCCACGUGCUGCCCUUCAUCAAAGAACACAUCAAGAACCCCGACUGGCGGUACCGGGACGCCGCCGUCUUGGCCUUCGGCUCCAUCCUGGAAGGGCCGGAGCCCAAUCAGCUCAAGCCCCUGGUCAUCCAGGCGAUGCCCACUCUAAUAGAACUAAUGAAGGACCCCAGCGUGGUGGUCCGAGACACCACGGCCUGGACGGUGGGCCGGAUCUGCGAGCUGCUCCCCGAGGCCACCAUCAACGACGUCUACCUGACCCCCUUGCUGCAAUGUCUGAUCGAAGGCCUGAGCGCGGAACCCAGGGUGGCUUCGAACGUGUGCUGGGCCCUCUCGAGUCUAGCGGAGGCUGCCUACGAGGCUGCAGACGUAGGUGACGAUCAGGAAGAACCAGCUACCUACUGCUUGUCGGCUUCGUUUGAACUAAUAGUGCAGAAACUCCUGGAGACCACCGACAGGCCGGACGGACACCAGAACAACCUGCGGAGUUCCGCCUACGAAUCCCUGAUGGAGAUUGUGAAGAACAGUGCCAAAGACUGUUACCCCGCCGUGCAGAAGACGACGCUCGUCAUCAUGGAGCGGCUGCAGCAAGUGCUGCAGAUGGAGUCCCACAUCCAGAGCACGUCCGACCGGAUCCAGUUCAAUGACCUCCAGUCUCUGCUGUGCGCCACUCUUCAGAAUGUGCUCCGGAAAGUGCAGCACCAGGACGCCCUGCAGAUCUCAGACGUGGUCAUGGCCUCCCUGUUACGGAUGUUCCAGAGCACGGCCGGCUCGGGGGGCGUGCAGGAGGACGCCCUGAUGGCCGUUAGCACACUGGUGGAAGUGUUGGGUGGCGAAUUCCUGAAGUACAUGGAUGCUUUCAAGCCUUUCCUGGGCAUCGGGUUGAAGAACUACGCCGAGUACCAGGUUUGUCUGGCAGCGGUGGGCCUGGUGGGAGAUUUAUGUCGAGCUCUGCAGUCCAACAUCUUGCCUUUCUGCGAUGAGGUCAUGCAGCUGUUGUUGGAGAACUUGGGGAACGAGAACGUCCACAGAUCAGUGAAGCCUCAGAUCCUCUCCACGUUUGGUGAUAUUGCUCUUGCCAUCGGGGGAGAGUUUAAGAAGUACCUAGAGGUGGUAUUGAAUACCCUUCAGCAGGCGUCCCAAGCGCAGGUGGACAAGUCCGAUUACGACAUGGUGGACUAUCUGAACGAGCUGAGGGAAGGCUGCCUGGAAACCUACACCGGAAUCAUUCAGGGAUUGAAGGGAGACCAGGAGAACGUGCACCCCGAUGUGAUGCUGGUACAGCCCAGAGUAGAGUUUAUUCUGUCCUUCAUUGACCACAUCGCUGGAGACGAAGACCACACAGACAGCAUCGUGGCUUGUGCUGCUGGCCUGAUAGGGGAUUUGUGUACGGCGUUCGGGAAGGAUGUGCUGAAAUUAGUCGAGGCUAGGCCCAUGAUCCAUGAACUAUUAACUGAAGGGCGAAGAUCCAAGACUAACAAAACAAAAACCCUUGCUACCUGGGCCACGAAAGAACUGAGGAAACUGAAGAACCAAGCUUGAUCUCCGUCUAAUUGGGAUGGUACCCGAGGCCCCCCCACUGGAAAAAUCUCCAAUCUUAUGAAAAAAAACCCGGAAGCAAGGAGUGUGCGCGGAUGCUGAAUGUUUGGGAAUGAGAGGAUGAGUGAGUGAGGCUUGAACACACCACAUUGAAACCCUGGCCCAGCGGGCCCUGGCCGCGCCGUUUAGUGAGCCGCGCGCCGACUUGCGUAGAACACCGCACCACCGGCUGUCUCGGAAAAAGAGAAAACGGCAGAUUUCCGGGCCAGAGCGAGAAGGAGGGCCUUCUCUUCCCGAGAGAGGCGAGAACUCUUUUCUGUCUUGGGGCCAGCGCGGAGCGGAGUGACUAGCUGGAGAGGAGGUCCUGGGUUCAACUGUGGUGCUUUGUUGUUAGACGCCUGGCCUUUGCUACUGAGGAGAGAGAGAGAGAGCGCGAGAGAGAGAGAAAGAGAUGGAGUCUGGGUCUCCAGCCCACCUUCGGGGUCCUUUUGCCCCAGGGCACUGUCCCUGUGGGGACUGAAAGGAGGGAGAGGGAUUUUUUUUCAGUCUACGAGUGAAUGUGUGUGUGAGUGAGACGGAAUCCACAUUCUCAAGUUCAAGUCAUUGCAGUCUAUCUUUCUCCCAGGAAAACACACACAUACACACACAUACACACCCACACCCACACACACGAAAAGGGUUAGAAGUUGCAUUUCCUAAACUAACCGAAGUUCAGUCUACUGAUGCAGCACAAGAGAUGUAAAAAGGCAGGAAGCAAGAAAGGAAAGCCACCCUGGUGGUUUGUUGUUGUUUUUUUUUCUUUUUUUUUUUUUUUUGUUAAAGGGGUGACCAUGGCACCCUGGCCCCACGUGACGCUUCUCGUGAUUCCCCUACGUGGCGCCUUUACUUCUAGGGUUCAACUGUGAAUGUAGAAGUGGGGAAAAGAGAAAGACAGCCCCGGGGUUAGAGAAAUUAGAAAAAUAGCACCGUCAGAGACAAAAAAAAAAACAAACAAAAAACCCCACCACGAGCCAUUCAAACCAAAUUCAAUGUUCAGAAUUGGCAGAGUCGAAGGGAACACUCUCUCCUGACUUGUACUAUGGCAGCCUGCCCCCUAAAUUGUGCCAAAGAGUUUAAAAAGCAAAACCAACACACGAACAAUAAAAAUACAAAGUACAGCAAACUUCAGGUAACUAUUUUGGAUUGCAAACUGGGGAUAAAUUUAAAUGUCAAACAGAAUCUGAUAAAAUGCCCUUUGGAAACUG